AUGUCGUUGAAGUUCUCAGCUGGUUUAUGCCUGGUGUUGUUCGUGGCUUUGUCCAACUGUGCUUCUUUUUCUAGAAAAGUAAAACUUCGGUGGCCAAGGAACGGUAUGUAAAGAAAAAAAGACACUUAUAAAAAAUAUAUACUAAAACUAAACAAAUUUUGUUCUACAGAAAUGUUGAUCGUUUAAAUGACGUGCCAUACACUCUCUGAAAACAAGAAACAAAACAAAACAAAAACAAAGAUAUGACCCUGUGACGAAGAGAGAUACCAUUUUCAUGCGUUGUGUUCCACAAGCGUUUUUGCAAAACAAAAUGAAAGAAAAGAACAAAAAGAAGAACAAAGGUAUUCAUUGGUACUAGCUAGGAGGGAGGCUCCUUGAUUAUGAGAAUAAUAUUAUGGACAAAAUUGAUGCCAUUGAAUUUGUGAGGCAAUGAAAUCUGUGUUAUCGCUGGUUCAGUACAGCCUUUCUAACUUCUUCUGUUUUAAGUAGCGAAGUUCAAACAGAUUCGGAUAGCCUUAUGAAAGUCCCGUGAGCCGAUAUCUGUCAGCACGCCGAGAGUGUAAGCAUGUUGCAUAAGAUCCGCUCAUCUUCGCUUUCGUUUAUUCAGUCAUUUUUGCUUUGAUUUGAUUUUUGUUUUAAACAGCACGGCCAAAAACUGAAAUCAGAAAUCGCCGCCAAGUUGGCUUCCUCCCUUUGUGCGGUUCAGCUCAGUUUAACACAUUCACCCAGUUAUGUUGCGACGAAAACUUGUUGCCGAAGAUGACACCCACUACCGUUUGCUGUGAUCAUACCACGUACGACCCACUACAUCAGAUAUGCUGUGAUGGAGCAGUGUACCAGAAAUCGCAAUACAUUUUUCCAAAGUGCUGUGGACAAGAUGCGUAUGAUGGAAAUACCACUGGAACCAUCUGCUGUAGUAGUAAUAUCCACACUGGCCAUGGACCCAGUCCAGCUUGUUGCGGAUCAGAUAACGCCUAUAACACUCUCACUGAGAUAUGCUGCGAUCAAAGCAACGUGUUGCCUGCGGUAGGGUACACGAGUCCAGCUUGUUGCGGAACACAAUCAUACGAUGCCACAAGCUUCUUAUGUUGUAACAACAUGAUGAUUGUGCCUAAAUCAGGGCCAAAUUCAGCCUGUUGUGGCAACUUUGUCUACGAUACCAGUACACAGAUUUGCUGUGGUGGAAUGAUUUUCAUGAAGCCAGGCAAUGCGUCGGCGUGCUGUGGAAAUAUGGCCUACGACCGGGUGACGCAGAUGUGUUGUCAAGGAGUGCCAUCUAUGAAGCCCGGUGCAAAUCCUGCUUGCUGUGGGAUAUUCGCUUACGAUCUGACAAGCUCCAUGUGUUGCAGUGGCCACGUAGCUCCGAGAUCACCCUCAGUAACCAUGUGCUGUGGAAUGUUUUCAUACAGCCCUGUCACUCACUUGUGCUGCAAUGGUGUUGUGGGUAUAAGAGUAGGUCUAAUGCCAUCUUGCUGUUCAACGUUUGUGUAUAAUGCAGCUACGCAUCUUUGUUGCGAUGGCAACGUUGUAAUUCCCAUGAACCCCAAUGGGUGUGGAAGUCAUGCGUGAACUGAACUUGAUCGACAAACAAGCGACACCGUUAGACCGGGAAAACAAGGAAACAAUCAAGAAACUAAGCAGAUGUUCAUACUAUAGCUAGAAAUCCGUGUAUCGCAGAACCUCGCGAGGUUCGGGGGGGGGGAGCCCAUAAGGGGUGGGAGGACAGGAGAGAAAUGAAGUAAAUCACGUAACUGGCGAGGGCGGGUCUAAUAUUCGAAGCUGAGAUUUACUUAAUGCGAGAGCUUCUUUUCACAAUUAACUCUAGUCUAAGAUUUCCCUUGAAAACUUUUCUGAGAGGAAACAUGAAUUAGCUAACAGCUCCCUAUAGUUUGGACUCGCAAGACUGACUUAAACAUGUAGAGCGCGUUUGACAUAAAGAAGACUAACGAGAGAUUAUUAUCUAACCUCAACUCGAUGUUGCCACCGUAUUUCCAAUUAAAAAAAUAGAAAAAUAAAUUAUACCGAUAAGCCUGCAUUUCCCGCUCAAUCGAGUACAGUUUAGAAUGCGCAUGCUCAUCGGCAUCCGGGUUAACACGAUUUUACAGCGUCAGGGUUGUAGGGACUGUAUAUAUAAAGACAAGGAGCCCAUAAGCUGGAGCGAGCAACUUCCACGCGCUCGUGUCACGG
This is a messenger RNA of Porites lobata, 2187 nucleotides long. The record is from the annotation of a GenBank genome assembly. NCBI's taxonomy places the organism in Eukaryota, Metazoa, Cnidaria, Anthozoa, Scleractinia, Poritidae.